Molecule: messenger RNA, 1326 nt
Organism: Acaulospora morrowiae
Lineage: Eukaryota; Fungi; Glomeromycota; Glomeromycetes; Diversisporales; Acaulosporaceae
Source: the annotation of a GenBank genome assembly
AUGUCGGACAAUGAGUAUGAUGAGAUUUCACAAACUGAAAGCUUACACGCAAAUGAAAGCUUAUGCGAAAGUGAAAGUUCACAAGAAUCUAUUUGUGGAAAAUCAUUCAAGUACUUACCGGGAUGGUCAACAUCUAAUAUGAAUUUGCAUCUGGCGGAUGAACAUGACUUAGUAGAAUUUCAAAGAGAAAACAAGAAUCAUACGAAAGCUUUAAAUUCCCAGAAAACUAUUGCUGAUAUGUUACAUAUCGCUUCUCACAAAGGAAUAAAAAAAACUAAGAUUCACCAUGCUGUUGUAGAAUGGCUUAUCGUCAAUAAUUUCCCACUUGAUACCAUUAAUGGAGAAGGAUUUCGCCGAUUCAUGUUGCAAAUUGAUUCUGGUUUCCGCCGGCCUUCUUAUAAAGCACUAAAAAAAGAAAUAUUAUUUGGAAAUACAAAUGCAAGAAAUCAAAUAUAUGAACUUUUGAAAAAAAGCAGUGAAAUGGUUUCUUUAAAUACAGAUCUUUGGAUGGCAAGAAAUGGAACUGGAUAUAUUGGAAUUACAGCACAUUGGUUGAGUAAAGAAUUUGAAUUAAAUGAAAUCUUACUUUGCUUGGAGCCGAUGCCAUAUUCUCAUACCAGUCAGGCAAUCAAAGAAUUUCUUAUUCAAAAAGUUCAAGAUUUCAAUCUACAAGAUAAAAUUUUGUGUGUCAUUACGGAUAAUGGUAGCAAUAUGGUAGCUGCCAUAAGAGAUUGGGAUAGCGUAGAAAGAUUACCAUGUACUGCACAUAUCUUGCAAUUAUCUGUCAACCAUGCCCUAAAGAAAACCACCAACAAAUUUACCGAAUUCGAGAAUUGGUUAAGUUUUUUGACUCAUCCAAACAAAGCCAAAGAUUUAUCUGAAAAUGAACUGGUUAUUGCCAUUGAAUCCCAACCUAAUACACAAUCUCUUGACAAUCAAGAAAACCAAUUAGAAAGUGAUCCCGAGUCAAUUAUAAAAGAAAUACAAACAAUUAUUUACAACUCACUAUUUGAAUAUUGGGACCGUCCAUCAAAAAUUUGCCUUCUUGCUACAUUGUUGGAUCCUCGAUUGAAAGAAAUGAGCUUUGCAAGUGACGAGAUUCGUAAUGACACCAUUCGUGAAUGUCGGGAACAACUUCACCAAUUGACACAACCACCAACUGAAGAACAUACCACUUCAUCCAACUCAACCACCCUCUCUUUUAAUAACAUGUUUGCAAAUGUUAUAUUCGGAACUCAAAUAUCAAGUUCUUUGGAUGAAUUAGAUUAUUAUCUUAAUUUUAGACAAACACCUGUGGCUUUUCAUAAUUCUGAUCCUCUUUUGUGA